AUGGCAGCCCAAGGCAAGAGAAAAGCCCUUGUUCUCUCGCAGAACGAAGAGCAGGCUACAACCAGCUCUACAACUUCAAAGAAGUCCAAAAAAUGUCCAAAAAACAAGGUUUGGACAUCUGAGCAAGUGGAACUUGUUUUGAGGUACAUAAAAGAUUACAAAACGAAGUGCGACUUCAAUGGAAUAGAUUUCGAAGCGGACCUAGCUUCCAUGUAUACGGAAAUACGUCGUUGCAUGGCCGUCGAUUUCCCAGACGAUUUUGGCCCUGAAGUUGUUACUGAGCCCACGAAAUCACUUAAAGAGAUGAGUGAGGAACAAUAUGAAGCUUUCAAGAGACAACGCGAUACUGAACGAUCUCAGACCAAGAAAGGUUACGACAGAGUGAAAGAGAAGAUAAGAAACGUCAGGCAAGAUUUCCACACAGCAGUAAACAAAGGAACAAGAAGCGGUAGUGGGAAAAUUGUGCAAGAAAAUUUUGAGCUGUUGUCUGAAAUAUGGGGUGGCUCGCCCACUACAACGUCCUUAUCCUUUGGAAUUGAUGCAGAUUUAUUAGGAAGAGACAAAAGUUUGGAAAUGGAUGUUUAAAGCCCUGAAGGUAUUUAUUUGAGCCUUGCUUUAUUGAACUUUUUCACCUAGGAAGAACGAUUGAACCCCUCCCCCUCCCUUGUUGAGGACUUGCCUUUUUGUCUUAACCCUGAAGAAUUCAAUAAAAUUGAAUUCCUCCUGAAGACUUCCACAGAUUAUGGAAAUACCACUUAAGAAUUCUCAUUUGCUUUCUCUACCCGUAGGAAAUCCCUGUUUUGAUGAGUAAUUUGCUGCUGAUUAUGAAUGGGACUGAAGUUGGUACAAAAGAAAUAAUGCUUCUUUCAGUUGUUUAUUUAUUAAAAGGAAUAGAAAUGAUAUUUUUAAAACCACAAAAAAUAAUUCUUCAAAGCUAUUUUACAUCCUGUUUAACUUCUGUCUAAUUAUGUAUAAAAACAUAUUGGUUUCAGAUUCAUCAACUCCAGAUUCACCUAAUACUGCCAUUGAAGGUCAGACUAAAGAAACUUUUGAACCAUCAACUGAUCAGAAACCUAAAGGUGUGACUGUCUCCAACAUCCCAAAGUUAGUUGACAAUAAGAGAAGGCACAUGGAGAAAACCCUAUCCCAGGCACAACGAGACCAGCUGUUGAUGAAUACUGCCAAAGAAGACCUUCUUAUGAAGAGAGAAAUGGUGAAGUCUUUUGAACAAUGA
Porites evermanni is the source of this 1234-nucleotide messenger RNA. The record is from the annotation of a GenBank genome assembly. Lineage: Eukaryota; Metazoa; Cnidaria; Anthozoa; Scleractinia; Poritidae.